Molecule: messenger RNA, 959 nt
Organism: Angiostrongylus costaricensis
Lineage: Eukaryota; Metazoa; Nematoda; Chromadorea; Rhabditida; Metastrongylidae
Source: the annotation of a GenBank genome assembly
AAACCAUGCCCGAGGGCAAGGCGCCACAUUUCCCUCAGCAACCCGUGGCUCGUCAAAACGACGACGGCUCUCUUGAGCUUGAAUGCUUCCUCGACGCAUCUCCUCAACCGGAUAUCAAGUGGUUCUACGACAAUAAAGAGGUCAAGCAGGACUCUCGCUUCCAGUUUAAGCUCGACUCCAAGGGGAAUGACUCUUAUUCAGCUAUACUCCAAAUCAAGGAUCUCGCCGACAGUGAUGCAGGUGGUUAUCGCUGCGCAAUUGUCAACCCUCAUGGAAAAGGGAAUGCCAAUUUCAAUUUGAAGCUUACCGGAUUCUCUUCGCCAACGUUUGUGGAGAAACCUCAGAUAUCGUCAAGGGACGACGGCCAAGUUAUGGUAAUGGAGUUCCGGGCCAAGUCUAUCCUCAAACCUACAUUUGUGUGGCAUAAGGGCGAUGAAAUAGUGGCUCAGUCAGAUCGCGUAAACAUUGUUCUCAGGGAGGAAGCCAAUCAAAUCUACUAUGCUGCUUUAGAGAUUAAGGAGCCAACAAAGGAAAAAGAUGCUGGGCAAUUCGUUUGCACCGCAAAAAAUGAUUCUGGAAAACUUACCGCAACCUUCACUGUCAAAUUCGAAGUUCCUCAAGGAGCGCCUACAUUCACAAGAAAACCUCAAAUCCUGCAAGUUACGUCUGAAUCAGGAGAUCCAGCAAUUGUGUUUGACAUCGGUUAUCAAGCGGACCGCAACCCUGAGGUAAUAUGGAUUAAUCCAAAAGGAAAGAAAAUGAAGGAGUCCACUCGCAUCCGUUUCUUCACGACGCCUGAUGGACCCAACAAUACAUUUACAGCAAAAUUGGAGCUCAAGAACUACAAAGCGAAGGAUUCUGGAACGUACACCUGCAAUAUUAAGAACGAGGCUGGUGAAGCAAAUGUUGAACUAACUCUGAACAUCGAAGGGUCAGUGCCGCAGAAUUUCCGUGAUUGA